Letharia columbiana is the source of this 600-nucleotide messenger RNA. RefSeq lists its product as uncharacterized. The transcript is spliced from 3 exons. NCBI's taxonomy places the organism in Eukaryota, Fungi, Ascomycota, Lecanoromycetes, Lecanorales, Parmeliaceae. Gene Ontology annotation, cellular component: cytoplasm. The record is from RefSeq and is a predicted model, not a curated record. The coding region runs from base 1 to 600 and encodes 199 amino acids.
AUGGACAAAUCUCAAGAAACGAGUGUGACGGAGCGAAAUGUAGCAUUGUUGGAAUGGUAUGGACGGCUUUCGGUCAGGAGAGUCGAUCUCGUGGGCGAUUAUGCUGGACAAGAGUUGUUCCUUCUCGAAGGAGAUUCGCUUUUGCUACGAUGCUUCAGCAAUGCAGACCUGGAUCUUGAUCGCGGGUUCCAGCUUCUUCACGCUGUCUACGCUGUUGAAUAUUUCUUACAGGGGUUGAUCCAGCGGAAAUGCAACUUUCACGUUGUCUUUUUCGACAACCAUAGAGAACUCUGUCUCCCACGUGGAGUCCCAGUCAUUGAUAGACCAAAGUACCUACUUGCCAGAGCUGCCAUUCAGAGACAUCUCAGUGUCAAUCUCCGACAAUCACACCCAGCUCUUGAGAUUCAUUCCUUUGCAUCAGAGCAAGACACAGCAUUUCGAGCGUACUUGAAGGCGACAGGCAUCUACUUUGUGAUGUGUCACGAUGGCGCAAAUCCAGUCCCACUAUCGACCGACCCAUCGUUACCAGGGGCAAAGGAGAAGAUCAGGCCGAGAUCGACGCCCAGGAAACGUCGCGAAAGGUUGCAUUUCGAACCAUGA